Molecule: messenger RNA, 956 nt
Organism: Caenorhabditis elegans
Lineage: Eukaryota; Metazoa; Nematoda; Chromadorea; Rhabditida; Rhabditidae
Gene: clc-2
Product: Clc-like protein 2
Exons: 7
Coding region: 3-761 (252 amino acids)
Cellular component (GO): membrane
Source: RefSeq, marked reviewed
AAAUGAGCCAGGCAGUGAGCUAUGCAAUACUCGUCCUCACCAUAAUCGCUUUCUUGCUGACAGCCGCAGCUCUGUGCACACCAGCUUGGCAGGUAGUAUACGCACGUGAAAUUCGUCAAUGGGUUCAAAGCGGAUUAUGGUUAUCUUGCCAAACAAGACCAAAUGGGAUGUACAGCUGUACUUACACAUUUUCACAUGACGAUUUCAAUACAUACUUCAGUGAUGAAGUUUCCGGUUUUCGAACACCGUCUUUCUAUCCAUGGCAAAGAACGCUGUUCCACAUCUAUCUGAUAUCCCAAGCUUUUGCCAUGUUAUCACUGAUCAGCUUUUGUGUGUCAGUUUCACACAAGGAAAGCAAGAUGCCGAAUAUUUUGAGAUCUGUUUUCCUUGUUUUGGCAGCGGUAAUUGCUUUCGGAUGUCUUAUUGCAUUUGCUGUCUACUCAUAUAUGGUGGAGUAUCGCUUUUUCCACGUGUCCGUUAGUGGAAUUUAUGAGAAACAUCGAGGAUAUUCGUGGUACAUCGCUCUUACUGGUGCAUUUGUUUAUUUGGUAGCAAUCAUUUUAUCAGUAGUCCAUGUACUAUUGCAAGCCAGAAAUAGCAACACAACAAUGUCAAGACAGAAUAUCAACUCUUCUUUGCAAAGUGAUUUCUUUGAGUACCAAUACCACCCAAAUCGUUCCAUGGAAUCGUUUGAAGAUCGUUUUGCUAUGAGGACACUUCCGCCAGUUCCAAGACAAGAAAAGAAAACGACAGUGUUUUAAUUGAAGAAUCUUUCACAUUUUUGUCAUAUCAUUCAAUCGGUAUUCACUUUUUCUUUAAUAUUUCACUGAAUGACGGGUCUCUUGAUUUUCAUCAUAUUUUUCUUUCAAUCAUGUACUACGGACUGCUGACAAACAAACUUUCAUUCCGAUAAUAUAUUUUAGAAGCCUUUAUAAACAUAAAUAAUUUUCAGUAAA